AUGUCGACAGAAUAUAAAGAGUUCCAGAAUGAGGCUGAUGCUGAUGAUGGGGCCAACUGUCCGCCCACCCAGCCCCAACCUGCACAGGGCGAUGCCCCGCCCCAACCAGAACAGGGCUAUGAUGCGCCGCCCCCGUACAAUGACCCAAACCAUGGAGCUCCAGGCCUGAACUAUCCGCCUGAGCACGCGGCGCCGACGAUGGUUCAGGUAGUCGCGCCUCGGCCUCAAACCAUCAUAUCCACUACCGCUGUCUGCCAGCCUAACGAUUACUUCGGAUUGGCACUCUUUGUGACCUUCUGUUGCUGCCUGCCCCUCGGCAUUGUGGGAUUGAUCAAGUCCAGUGCUGUGCGCAACCGUUUCAUGGUUGGGGACAUCGCCGGCGCGGAGCAAGCCUCCAGGGAAGCCCAGACGUACUCCCAGUAUGGGCUUGGCAUCGGCAUCGGUUUCUUGUCCCUGAACGUUGUUGUUGGUGUAGUGUACGCCGCGACGAUUUAA
Messenger RNA from Patiria miniata (bat star), 495 nucleotides. RefSeq names its product proline-rich transmembrane protein 1-like. Gene Ontology annotation, cellular component: membrane. Lineage: Eukaryota; Metazoa; Echinodermata; Asteroidea; Valvatida; Asterinidae. The coding region runs from base 1 to 495 and encodes 164 amino acids. The transcript has 4 exons. The record is from RefSeq and is a predicted model, not a curated record.